Messenger RNA from Diaporthe citri, 798 nucleotides. RefSeq lists its product as uncharacterized. The coding region runs from base 1 to 798 and encodes 265 amino acids. Gene Ontology annotation, molecular function: catalytic activity. The transcript is spliced from 2 exons. NCBI's taxonomy places the organism in Eukaryota, Fungi, Ascomycota, Sordariomycetes, Diaporthales, Diaporthaceae. The record is from RefSeq and is a predicted model, not a curated record.
AUGCCUUUCCUCAACGUUUCCUACAAGCGUCUGCACUACACAGACUACCCGGCCGCAUCCGAUGCGACGAAGGGGACCAUCGUCUGCCACCACGGCCUUGGCAGCUCCCAAAACUUCUACACGCCUAUCGUGCCGCAGCUCACUCAGGCUGGCUUCCGGGUGAUCACCUUUGACACUACUGGCGCAGGGCGCUCGCAAUACACUCAGAUCGAACAAUCUGUCAACUCCCUCGCCGCCGAUGUGCUGGGCCUCAUCGACGCGUUGUCCGUCAAGGGCAAGGUCAUUGUGGCAGGACACUCAAUGGGCGGGAUGGUGGUCACCCACCUCGCCGCGGAGCACAGGGAUCGGAUUCAGGCCAUAGUUCUAAUCGGCCCUGUCUCUCCGUCGGAGGGGGUCUCCAAGGUCUUUGAGAAACGCAUCGAGACCGUUGAGAGGGAAGGCAUGGAGGCUAUGGCAAACACGAUUCCCACAGCUGCUACGGGAGCAAAUGCGGGCCCCCUGGUUGCAGCGUUCAUCAGAGAAUUGCUGUUGGGUCAGGAUAAGGCCGGAUACCUGUCGAAUUGCAGGGUCAUCGCGAAUGCCACGAGGCCAAGGUACGAGAAGGUCGAGUGCCCGGUGUUGUUGCUGGCUGGUGAGGAGGACAAGUCGGCGCCUCUGGAAGCGAGCAAGAAGAUGUUUGAGGAAUUUGGGACAGAGGGCUCAAGUAAGCGUCUCGAGGUCUUGAGUGGCGUUGGCCAUUGGCACUGCAUUGAGGCACCGGUGGUCGUAGGUGACAAAGUUCUGGAGUUCUUGAGCUAG